AGCCAUUGCUGCCGUCUCUCUCUCUCUCCUCCCCCCACCCCCACCCUCUCUCUCUCCCAAAUCCUCUCGCCGCCAGGUUUUCCAUUCCCUCCUCCCAAGACUCUCUCCGCAAGUCCUUCCACAUACUCCCCAAAUCAAUCCAAUCAAGAGCUUCAAAAGAGAAAAAACAACAACACAGCCGUCUCUCUCUCCAUACAAUUCUCCGUUUCAGGCUUCGCUGGUCGCCAACGAUGAAUCCUCUCAAGCGGUCAAAGAUCACAAACACCUUCGCAAAACGAACUCGAGACAAACCUUCGCAUCUCCUCCUCUUUCUCUAGAAGAGUAUUUUGAUCUUUGUUUCAGCGACGUCGGGAAACAUCUGUUCGGUCGGUUACAGAAUAUAAGGAUUUUUGUUGAUUGAUUCAUAGAAAAGAUGUCAUCACCUGUUCCAGCGAAGUCCCAACCACUCCACAACUUCUCCUUACCUCUAUUGAAAUGGUCCAAGACCCACACCAACAACCAGCACCACCACCGCACCGGCCGCCGCCUCGCCGGCUCCUCCCCCCCGCCCGACUCCUCCUCCGCGCGGCGCCACUCCCCGGCGCGGCGCCAGUCGCCGAUACUCGACUCGGGGUCGUGGUGGCAGUCUCCCCUGCGCGGCGACUCCGCUUCCGAGUCGGAAUCCGGUCACGCCUCGGAGCAUCAUCGGAGAACACCUGCGGCCGAUAUGGAUCACGUGACCGGUCAAUCGGAGAAAAAAACGGCCCCCGCCGAUCACGUGAUCGAUAAGUCAAAAGUAACGGCGGUGGAGGAGGACGUUGACGGCGCUGGAGUUAAGGAAGGGAAAUCGAAGAUCUACAUACGGCUGCGUGGGAAAAACAAGUGUGAUGAGGUUGUUCAAAACGAUGUCGUCAAUAAAACAGAAGGAGGAGGAGGAGGAGGAGGAGGAGAGGUAGAUGAUUUGGUGGGAAAGUCGUGGAAUUUGAGGCCAAGAAAGCCUAUGCGAAAGCUGUUAUCGAAUGGGAAUGGAGGGGGAACGUUUGCGGCGGAGAAUAACAGAGGUUUUUCGCAGCAGCAAACGACGCCGAAUCGGCAGGAAGUUGUUCAAUCAGAAGAGAAGAAGGAGACGAAGCAGAAGUUCUCGAUUUUGCUCACUCGGCAAGAGAUCGAGGAGGAUAUUUUCGUGAUGACCGGGUCGAAGCCGGCGAGGAGGCCGAGGAAGAGAGCGAAAGUUGUUCAGAAGCAAAUCGACAAUGUGUUUCCAGGUCUGUGGUUGGCUGCAAUAACCCCGGAUUCAUACAAAGUAUCCGAAGCUCCAGCAAAGGUUUAGUUAAACAUACAUGUGGGUUGUGUGAUCCUUCGAACGUUUUCUGGAAGCUUGAAGGCUUUUGACUUCCAAAUUUUGCGAACUCAUUCGAAGGUACAGGCAACCAAAAUCAAUAAAGAUGGAAGGAGAUACAAGUUAAACUUGUUUAUGUUUAUUUGUCUAUUUUGCGACGAGCCUCUACAAAUUGACGGAGAAGCUUAUCGUUUUAGUUUCCAUAAGCAGCUGCAGAUGUACAUAUGAAUUAUCGGAUGACUUCAUAGACCUCAGUUUUAAAACCUUUUUAUCUUGUUACUUUGAGAUGAUUCUCUUCUUGGUUGCCUAACAUGCUUUGAAGGCAGUUUCAAGGGUUAUGGUGUUGGAAUGGAAAUUGUUGGUUGCACAUUGAGGAUGCUCCUCUUAAUUAGGUAUACUUUUCAAAAAGAGCCAUUUAUGUG
Messenger RNA from Rhododendron vialii, 1740 nucleotides. RefSeq lists its product as uncharacterized. The record is from RefSeq and is a predicted model, not a curated record. The transcript is spliced from 3 exons. Bases 413 to 1309 code for a protein of 298 amino acids. NCBI's taxonomy places the organism in Eukaryota, Viridiplantae, Streptophyta, Magnoliopsida, Ericales, Ericaceae.